AUGGGUAGAAGAAUAUGGAAGUCACAGAUGUUCCAGUGGAAGUCGACGUUUCAUGUAAAGUUUGCGUGUUCUAGGGAUUUUCAUUUAUAUCCACUAGAUGUACAGUCCUGUGCUAUCCAUCUAGAAAGCUAUGGUUUUACCUCGGAUGUGGUUGUGUAUGAUUGGAUUAAAAAUCAGCCUGUUACAAUACAGAACGCGAUUUUGCCUUUGUAUAAUAUACAAAAUACUCCUACAACCAGUGUUGAGCUAUGCGACGUCAACUCAUUUCCAGGAGAAAAUGAAUUUUCCUGUCUACAGUUGACAAUUAUUUUUCAAAGAGCCAUUGGAUACUACAUGCUAGAAAUUUUCGUUCCGGAUAUGCUUAUUGUAAUCAUGUCAUGGGUCUCGUUUUGGUUACAUCCACUCGCUGUUCCAGGACGAAUAUCUCUAGGUGCCAUUACAGUCUUAACUAUGUCAUCUCAAGGUUCUACCGCAAGACUCAAUGCACCGCAGGUCUCAUAUCCGAAAGCAAUCGACGUUUGGACUUUAUUUCAAGCUAUGUUUGUAUUUGCGGCAUUGAUUGAAUUCUCGAUAGUGAAUGUAUUAGCUAGACGAAAAGUUUCAGAAGAAACAGCUGCCGAAAUGGCUGCUAAACGUAAGGAAGUUCAUGUUUAUGACAACGUAUUAGCUAGUAAACAGAUGUCAGAGGGGGAGGCAGACAAAAUAGCGAAGAAGAAGUAUAGAGAGUCACAAGGUAAUGAUAUGGACCCUAAUUUUGAUGAUAACAGACGGCCAUACCUUCCACUGGCAAAGAAAAUAGACAUCAUUUCAAGAAGAGCAUUUCCAGCUGCUUACGCAUUCUAUAUAUUUUUAUUCUGGGUUAUAGUUGGAAAUGUUUAA
Messenger RNA from Mytilus trossulus (common blue mussel), 879 nucleotides. RefSeq names its product glycine receptor subunit alpha-2-like. The coding region runs from base 1 to 879 and encodes 292 amino acids. Gene Ontology annotation, molecular function: transmembrane signaling receptor activity; chloride channel activity; excitatory extracellular ligand-gated monoatomic ion channel activity. Gene Ontology annotation, cellular component: plasma membrane; neuron projection; synapse. The record is from RefSeq and is a predicted model, not a curated record. Gene Ontology annotation, biological process: signal transduction; nervous system process; regulation of membrane potential. NCBI's taxonomy places the organism in Eukaryota, Metazoa, Mollusca, Bivalvia, Mytilida, Mytilidae. The transcript is spliced from 5 exons.